AGGACAAGGCUCCAGCCUUCUGGUUUUCGUAACAGUAGCCCCCUCCAGUAGCGUUGAGGCAUGGGAGGAGCUUGCCCAAACUCAAAUAAACACUGACAUGCAGCAUCUUAUGGGGAUGUGCAGCCUCCAAGGACACACUGCAACAGCUGGAAGGACAAGGACUGAAACUCUCUGGCAAGAUGAUCAAGUCCUUCAAGCAAACAUUUCUGUCCCUGGACCUGCAGUCCCCUCGAUGGAGCUCAGCAGAGAAAAAGGCAAAGGACUACGAACUGCGUCAGUACGAGACAGCCAAGUGGGUCAGCACAGUCAUUAGGGGAGAAACCCAGAAGGAAGCAAUGCGCCAGGGCUUCUGGAAACUCUUCCACUACAUCCAGGGAAAGAAUGAAAAAGAAAUGAAGAUUGAUAUGACUGUGCCAGUGACCUGCCUGGUAAAAUCAGGCUGCACAGACUUCAAGAUCUCUUUCUUUGUGCCAUUCGAACACCAGGACAGCCCCCCCCAGCCCACUGACUCUGAUGUGUUCAUUGAGGAACGGAAGGCAGCAGCUCUCUUUGUCCGGUCCUUUGGUGGAUUUGCCUCCCCAGAGAAGUAUGCUGAGGAAGCUGAUGCCUUGGCCAGAACCUUAAGAAACAGAGGCCAACCAUUCCAUGAAGAUUUCUUUUAUACUGCAGGCUAUGACAGUCCCUUCAAGCUCUUUAACAGGCAUAACGAAGUGUGGUAUUUUAAAAAGUAACCCUCUGGGGGAUGUUAAGAGGGUACUAAUCAGCUCUGGAUGAAAACAGACCAUAUUAUUGGCUUGUGUUUUAGUGCAGAAGAGAUUUAACUUGCAUGUAGACACAAUGUCCAAAUUUAUUUUCUCUAGGAUGAAUAACUUUUCUGGAUAAAAACAUUUCAAAAUGUAAUUCAAGAUCAUAUCAGGUGGAGCAGGCAGGAAACAUAACUUACUCCUUUUACUGAAAGCAACACUAAUCAUGUGAAAAUAAUCCUGCUGAAGUUUAGGUACAUAGCACUAGUUGAAGUGUUAUGGAAAGGAAGUUCUUCAUAACUGACUUUCAUAAGCUGACUCCUCAUACUGACAUCACUCCUGAGACCAGGGAGGAAUUUAAAUAAAUUUUUCAGAAGAAGCAAGCUUCCAUUAAGGAGCAUUAGAAAACAGAACUAUCUUAGCAGGCCUUAAGGACUCUAAUUAUUUGUAUUAUCAAAAUCUCCCGCCCCUCCAACUUUUCCCUUAUGAAGAUCAAAUAUUGUUUUGUUUAAAUCCAGAAUCCUUGGAAAAGAUUACCAAGUCCAGGCUGUACACUUGUUCUGAGAGGAUCUGCACCUGAACCUGUAUUACCAAGAUUACUGCUGGACUAUUACUUCAGUAAGCAAGUAUUAAGUUUAGCAGUCUCCUUAAAACACUUGAAAUACUAUUGAAGUUAUUUAGCUUUGCCUAAAAUAUGGUCACUUGCAGCCUGCACACCAGCAGUAUUUGACACCUCAGUUAAGACACUUGCAGGACAAGCCAUCUAGCCUAGUUUAGUCUCUGCUCUAAAUUUAGCAUUUAAAAUUCUAAUAUAGCAGCCUGGAGGUGUUUUGCAUCGAGUUGUUCCAGACAGAAAGGAGGUCACAACAUCAGGUAGAGUUUACAGAUUUUUAUUCACUCCAAUCAGCAUCAGGCAAACAUUACCAGUGAGGUAAAAACACAUGGCUUUUUUAAUGCUGUUCAUUCAAGUGUAACCCAUUUAUCAGCCAUCUUCCACCUAUUAAGACAGACAUAAAAACCAUUAUAAGGUACCAAACCAGCACAACAUACUUGAUGGGAACAUCUCAGACCUUAGAAUUUCAUCUCUGUUCAGUGAGAGAGUUCAAGCUAAGGUUAUCAUCACUUGUUCCAACAGAUUAUCACAGCAGUUACACUCACCUUCUCAAUUCCUCAUAUGCUAAUUUCAGAGUUGCUUCUUCACCUAAAUAAAGAAAACAGAGUUAGCAUAUGCAGCAGCACAAGUGCUAAAAGCUCCUUAACAGCUUUGUAACCUCAGAGAGAAAUGGAACGGAAAGGAUAAUAUCACAGUAACUCAUUUGGCAGAAUCAAUUUCAUCAGUGGCUACAAAUAUACCCAGAAGUUUUUAAUGCAAUUAAUUUGCUGUGUGGACUUACCCAAUGAGGCUGCAGACAGCACAGUCUCUUCCUGAGAAAGGAAGAAGUACUUUCAGAAUAACAGACAGCAGCACUAUAUGCCAAGUUCAAUUAUCUAUUAAUUUCUAUUCACCAAACUUUUACCUGAAUGGAAACUGACCUUUACCUGGCAUCUUACGAGUUCAACUUACUUCACCCAAAUACAGAAUUACUAACAUUGAAAGAAUCAGGGAAAGUAAAAAGCUAUUACUUUGUGAUACUGUCUCACCCAACAGUGUUAUAUUUAAUGGUUUUCAACAUCUAAAAUACAAGUCCCAGUUUUCAA
Molecule: messenger RNA, 2441 nt
Organism: Taeniopygia guttata (zebra finch)
Lineage: Eukaryota; Metazoa; Chordata; Aves; Passeriformes; Estrildidae
Gene: HEBP2
Product: heme binding protein 2
Cellular component (GO): cytoplasm
Molecular function (GO): heme binding
Source: RefSeq, a predicted model, not a curated record